Molecule: messenger RNA, 933 nt
Organism: Anneissia japonica
Lineage: Eukaryota; Metazoa; Echinodermata; Crinoidea; Comatulida; Comatulidae
Exons: 4
Coding region: 84-800 (238 amino acids)
Source: RefSeq, a predicted model, not a curated record
GCGAAUUUGUAGAGAGUGGACCAAAAUGGCGGAGGGGACGGGGCAGGGGCAGAGCCCUGUUGGUGUAGGCUUGGUAUUGUCUCAUGGAGGAACUUGCUCGGAGAACAAUCAUCUCGAAACAAGUCAAUAUGAUGCUCACUUACUUGUUCAUCUCGGUCCUUCUUGCGAGCAAUGCGAACGGACUGACUAGAAAAGAGAUUCGGAGGUUCAAAGCAGACACCUACACAGAACAAAACACAGGGCUCCAGGGAACUGUAUCAGUGACCACAACUCAGGGGACUCACACGAUUGUAAGUAAUGGUAUUCCGGACCACGCUACCGCUGAUUAUCCAACUCAACGAAACCCUAAUAACAUCAUCGAACAGAGCUACAGCUUCACUGUUCCAAAAAAUCCAAGUGUGGCGGAUCAAUCAACUGCAUUAAACAUGGGACCGAUUGGAAUCGCUGUAAAUGGUAUCCCAUUCUACAACCCAUGGACACGUGAAAACACUGACGCCGUCGAAUCGGAGACGUUCGACGAGUGUGAUGGUCACCCGGAUGGGAGGGGACGUUACCAUUAUCACAAAAUGCCGAGUAGUUGUGUUUUCAACAUCAGGGACGGUAUAGCGUCAACCAUAAUCGGGGUCGCGCUCGACGGCUUUCCGAUCUACGGGCCAAUUGACGAGGAUGGCACGGAGCUGACCUCAGCUGAUCUCGACGAUUGUCACGGCAAAGUGAGCUCCGACGGAAGCUACCGUUAUCAUACUACCGAAGACUUUCCUUACAUUCUUGGAUGCUACAGAGGUACGGUAAAUAAUUAAUUGAUGUUGGUACCAAGUUGUUCCAGUUGAACGAAUAUGAAGAAAUAUUAGUAGAGGCGUACGUAUAGACCCAUGUAGUAGGGUUUAGUUUUAAAAAAAUAUAAAAGUAUUAAAGUGCAGGAAAAAUAUAUUA